UAGCAUUAACUAUGCAUUGUUAGCUGGAUAUUCAUAACAACCUCUACUAUCUUAGCAUAUCUUAUUGUCCUAAUGGUUUGACUUAUAUUAUAUUUAUUAUAUCAAGAAAAGUUCAACUUCACAAGAAUCACAACAACAAAAACCAGGUAUACAAGUUACAAUUAAGUUAGUGCACCAGCACUGUCUAAUACAUUGACUACAAAUACUUUCUCAUUUCAACUCCUCUCUUCCACAAAAGAUCAUCGUUGAAAAUGACCCUCUUCAAUCAGCCAUGUCUUUACUCAAAGAUAGACAAGGAAGAUCCAGAAGAGGUGUCUCACCGACGAGCCAAGUUCUUGAUUUACAAAACGCUUCAAAAGGCCGACGUGGUGUCUCGUCGUUCUUCUCACCCGUCGUCGUUUCUGAGGAUGAAGCUGCUAAGGUUGAAGGCCAAGAUCGGGAAGAGUUUGACUAAGCUACGUCGGAACAUAGAAUCCGCCGUUAGAUUUGGCGGGAUUCAAAAGCAUUCUCAAAGCAGCAUGAGAGCCUUGAAGAAGAUGUUCCACGGUGGUGCAACAAAUGGACUACCAAGACCUAUUUUCGCUCUUGAAGUUUGAUUUUUGAUUUUUUUUUUUUAAUUGUCUUCUAUGUAUUUCACUUUUUUUUUCUUUCUUGAAUUAAUUUCUGUUUAUCUCCACUACAGAAUCUGGUCAAGAAAUGUAAUAUGAAAAAAACCAUGAGUUCUGUUUCUUUCAUAUAAAGAGGAAAUAAAUCAAUCUUGAAGUUGUAAUAACAAAGUUGUUUUUGGUUCAUGGUAGAUUUCAAAGUUUAUUUUUCAAAUUAGCAUCCCACACAACUGAACCAUCUUAGAUUCUAUGUAACAGUGAAAACUAUUUUGGUUUAGUAAUUUAAUUAAGGUUCAUCAAUAUUUUUUCAUAAAAAAAACUAAUUUUUUUAAUUUUAGAAAAACAAUGUAUACAUUAUUUAAAUGAAUAUUUUUAAUGUAACAGAUUUGAUUUGUUUAAUUUAGAAUGGUGUAUAUAAAAUCAUCUGACUUAAAUUCUAAUAAUG
Molecule: messenger RNA, 1050 nt
Organism: Brassica napus (rape)
Lineage: Eukaryota; Viridiplantae; Streptophyta; Magnoliopsida; Brassicales; Brassicaceae
Exons: 1
Coding region: 252-596 (114 amino acids)
Source: RefSeq, a predicted model, not a curated record